Messenger RNA from Nannizzia gypsea CBS 118893, 1968 nucleotides. Its product is annotated as pre-mRNA-splicing factor ATP-dependent RNA helicase prp22. NCBI's taxonomy places the organism in Eukaryota, Fungi, Ascomycota, Eurotiomycetes, Onygenales, Arthrodermataceae. The record is from RefSeq and is a predicted model, not a curated record. Gene Ontology annotation, molecular function: RNA binding; ATP binding. The coding region runs from base 1 to 1968 and encodes 655 amino acids. The transcript has 3 exons. Gene Ontology annotation, cellular component: intracellular anatomical structure; catalytic step 2 spliceosome.
AUGGACGCAUUUGAUACCCCCGGGCAGUUCGUCGCUGCGCUGUACAAGCCCACAGAGCUGCUGCCAAUUGCAAGACACAGACAGGGCCUCCUCUAUGCCAUUGAAAAGUACCCAGUCGUCAUCCUGGUGGGUGAGACAGGCAGCGGGAAGACCACCCAGCUGCCGCAGUUCCUCGACCAGGCCGGAUGGUGCAGCGAUGGAAAGCAGAUUGCCAUCACCCAACCGCGUCGAGUGGCAGUGACAUCGGUUGCGGCUCGCGUGGCAGGGGAGAUGAGAUGCCAGCUUGGUCAAGAGGUCGGGUACUCCAUCAGAUUUGAGGAUGUCACUUCGGCCUCGACGCGCAUCAAGUUCGUGACAGACGGCUUGCUGCUGAGAGAAGCACUGGUCGACCCGUUGCUGUCUCGCUACUCCGUCAUCAUGGUCGACGAGGCGCAUGAACGCUCAGUCAGUACGGAUGUGCUGCUCGGCGUGCUCAAGAAGAUCAGGAAGCGAAGGCCAGAGCUGCGCAUCAUUGUCAGCAGUGCCACGCUAAAAGCCGAAGACUAUAUGCAGUUUUUCGCUGGCCAGGAUGCCCCUGAAGACAAUGGCAUUGCAAGAAUUAUUACGCUAGACGGGAAGAUGUAUCCAGUCGACUGUCUGUACCUGGAGUCCCCUGCAGAAGACUACGUGGAGCGUGCCAUAAAGACCGUCUUUGACAUACAUGCCUCGGAACCUCAGGGAGACAUACUUCUGUUUCUCACUGGUAGGGAAGAGAUAAUAUCUGCAACCCAGAAAAUCUCAGAGCAGGCUGCCCUUAUACCCCAAAGCGCACCAGCACUCGUGCCUGUGCCCCUUUACGCCGGCCUAACAGCUGAGCAGCAACUCUACGCAUUCGAACCGGCGGCCGAAAACACACGCAAAGUCAUCGUCUCUACCAACGUGGCCGAGGCUUCAGUCACCAUCGAAGGUAUCGUAUAUGUAGUCGACUGCGGCUUCUCCAAGCUUCGUGCCUACGAUCCAUCCACCGGCAUCGAAAAGUUGACUACAGUGCCCAUCUCAAAGGCUUCAGCCACGCAACGGGCCGGCCGCGCAGGCAGGACCCAGCCAGGGAAAUGCUUCCGAUUAUAUACUGAACAAGCCUACCUAUCCCUAACCCCGGAGACCACCCCUGAAAUCCAACGUGCAAACCUUGCCCCUAUCAUCCUCCAGCUUAAAUCCCUAGGCAUUGAUAACGUCGUCCGAUUUGACUAUAUAUCCUCCCCGCCCUCAGAGCUCUUUGUCCGUGCAUUCCAGCUUCUUUCCUCUCUAGGCGCUAUAGACGACUACGCCAAACUCACCAAGCCGCUGGGCAUCCAUAUGGCUGAGCUACCCGUCAACCCCAUGAUGGCCAAAGUCCUACUCAGCUCGACCAAGUUCGGCUGUCUCGAUGAAAUGCUAUCCAUAGCAGCCAUGACCACUCUCCAGGAUGGCAUCUGGUUCAACCAGGAUGAAAAACGAGGCAUAUCGCCGUCCAUCCGCCAGUUCGCCGUCGAAGAAGGCGACCACCUCACAUAUCUCAACAUCUACCAGGCAUUCGUCACCAAGGGAAGAAAGGAAGCCAAAUGGUGCAAAGACCAUUCUCUCAUUCACAAAUCCAUGAUGAAAGCAGUUAGUAUUCGCGUCCAGCUUGAAAACCAUCUAAAGCGGUUUGGAAUCGACUUGGCCAAACGACAGGCGGCAGCAACCACCGAGCAGAUCCAGCGUUGUCUCACGACCGGUUUCUUUGCUCAUGCAGCUAAGAUGCAGCCUGAUGGGACGUUCAGAAGUAUCACGGGUGGGCUCACAUUACAUGCUCACCCGAGCUCAUUGAUGUUUAAUCGAAAGGCGGAAUGGGUUAUAUUCAAUGAGAUCUUGCAGACGGGGACAAAGACAUUUAUCAAGGACAUUACCAAGAUAGAGAAGGCCUGGCUAUUGGAGUAUGCGCCAGAGUAUUAUGAAGUUAAGAAGUAG